ACAAGUAGAACAAAACUAGGAUGUCUGUUGUUUCAGCAGUAGCUCUUGCUCCUUCCCAAAGUUCCAAAACCGAUAACAAUCGUCGGUCAGCUUUGUUUCAUCCUAAUGUUUGGGGUGAUUAUUUCCUUUCAUAUGCCUCCAAUUUUGAGGAAACUGAAUACAGAAUAGAGCACCAAAAGCUGAAGGAGGAAGUGAGACAGAUGCUAUUGGCAGUUUCUGAUAAGCCUAUUAUAACAAAACUUGACUUGAUCGAUUCAGUUCAACGCUCGGGUGUGCAUUACCAUUUUGAAAGGGAGAUUGAUGAGAUGUUACAACAAAUGAAAACUAUAGAUUCCAACUGCUGUGAUCAGGAUAAACAUGAUAGCCUUUACAGCAUUUCUCUUCGAUUUCGGUUACUCAGACAGCAUGGCUAUAGAAUUUCAUGUGACAUGUUCGAAAAGUUUAAGGAUGGUCAAGGAAAUUUCAAAGAAUCCCUUACCUGUGAUGUUCGAGGAAUGUUAAGCUUGUAUGAAGCCACACAUUUAAGGAUUCAUGGGGAAGAUAUACUAGAAGAAGCACUCGCUUUCACUACCACUCACCUUCAUUCCAUGGCUGCAACCUCACCCUCUCCUCUUUCAGAACAGAUAAGUCAUGCAUUACGGCAACCUCUCCAUAAAAACUUACCAAGGCUUGAGGCCAAGCGAUACGUGUCCUCGUACCAAGAAGAUUCUCUACACAAUGAAGUUCUGUUGAGGUUUGCUAAGUUAGAUUUCAACAUUUUACAACAACAGCACCGGAAGGAACUUCGUGACAUUACAUGGUGGUGGAAAGAUUUAGAUGUUUCAAGUAAGCUAUCAUUUGCUAGAGACAGAAUCACAGAAUGCUACUUCUGGGUUUUAGGAGUGUACUUUGAGCCAGAAUAUUUUCUUGGCAGAAAAAUAUUGACUAAAGUAAUGGCCAUGACUUCCAUUCUAGAUGACAUCUAUGAUGUGCAUGGAACAAUUGAAGAACUCGAGCUCCUUACUGAAGCAAUUGAGAUUUGGGAUAUCAGUGCAACAAAGCAUCUGCCAAAGUAUUUGAAAGUAUUCUAUGAGGCUCUCCUAGAUGUUUUCAAUGAAAUCAAAGAAAAUAUGCUCGAUGAAGGGAAAUUGUACCGGAUUGACUAUGCUAAAGAAGGGGUCAAAAAUCUGGCUAGAGCUUACUGGAUUGAAGCUAAGUGGUUUCACCACAAAUAUGUUCCAACAAUGGAAGAGUACAUGCCAGUUGGAUUAGGCACUUCAACCUACUCACUUCUAUCAACCACAUCUUUUGUUGGAAUGGGAGAUAAUGUUACCAAGGAUGUUUUUGAUUGGAUACUUAGUUAUCCCAAAAUGAUUACUGCUGCUUCAGUAAUUUGCAGACUCACUGAUGACAUAGUCUCCCAUGAGUUUGAGCAAAAGCGAGGGCAUGUAGCUUCGAGUGUAGAAUGCUACAUGAAACAACAUGACACCACGAGACAACAAGCAGUAGAUGAAUUUUACAGACAAGUGUCUGAGGCAUGGAAGGAUAUAAAUGAAGAAUGUCUCAAUCCAACCAGUCUCCCAAUGCCACUCCUCAUGCGUAUUAUUAAUCUUGCUCGCGUAAUAGAUGUUGCAUACAAGGAUGGAGACGGCUACACUUUCUCGGAAGUUCUACUUAAAGAUUCUGUAACUUCUCUGCUCAUUGAUCCAAUGCCUUUAUGAUACGGAAUUGAAUCAACCAAUUGUAUUUUAAUCCUAUCUGCAUCCAGGUAUAUAAUAUGAACUGCUAAAAUAACAGACAUUGUUGAGCCCUAUCCUGUAAUGGACAAUUAUUAUGUUCUGACAGAAUUAAA
Durio zibethinus is the source of this 1831-nucleotide messenger RNA. RefSeq names its product (-)-germacrene D synthase-like. The record is from RefSeq and is a predicted model, not a curated record. Gene Ontology annotation, molecular function: terpene synthase activity; magnesium ion binding. NCBI's taxonomy places the organism in Eukaryota, Viridiplantae, Streptophyta, Magnoliopsida, Malvales, Malvaceae. Gene Ontology annotation, biological process: diterpenoid biosynthetic process.